This is a messenger RNA of Tachysurus fulvidraco (yellow catfish), 798 nucleotides long. Its product is annotated as G-protein coupled receptor-associated protein LMBRD2B-like. Bases 24 to 347 code for a protein of 107 amino acids. NCBI's taxonomy places the organism in Eukaryota, Metazoa, Chordata, Actinopteri, Siluriformes, Bagridae. The record is from RefSeq and is a predicted model, not a curated record. The transcript has 3 exons.
CUGAUCUUGAGUCAGAAUUGUUGAUGUUCCUUUUUUGUCAGGAGUGGCGUGAGCGCUACAGCCAUCAGAGAGAAGAAACAGGAGCAAGAAACAGGGCCCCUGCCUCGGAAAUGAAGGAAACCAGUUACGCUGACACACUUAACUCCAGCUCAAACAAACAGGCUAAAUACUCCCGCGGAGGAGGCACUCGCUCUGAAAGAGACCGCAUAGAGCUCCUGCAGGACGCAGAGCCUCUGGACUUCAACGCAGAAACAGUCACUGACAACCCACUAGAGACCAACAGGCAUGCUGGAGGACGGUAUCUCUCCAUGUCCUCCUCACAGAGCAGAAUCUUUGAUGAUGUUUGAAGACCUUCUGACAGGAGAAGAGCAGAAAGGAAGCUGGAGUUAUCUUCUGCUCAUUCUGUCAUGGCGUAAGGAGACAUCGACCUUUAUAUCCUUCAUGAAUGUAAAAUGUUACAUUAUGCUGAAAAUGCACAACAGUAAUGGAUCCUCAUGUAAUAUCCUUGAAUGGAGAGCAUGUAUCUACUAAACACCCAGUUCCAGUUCUGUUUCUAUGCUUCCUCCUCAACAUCCUAUCUCUUUGGGUGAAUGUUAAUGGACCCUUCUAUUACUUAUUAUUAAUAUACAUAAGGAGAAGGAACUUACCCAGAAGGCAUUGCGAUCUGACCUUUUCAGACUAGCAAAAACAAGGUGUUUAUAUAAUUAAGUAAACAGGAGAAAUGAAAUAUUUCAGAUUUCACGUUUUCACAUUUCACAUAUCUACUGUGUAUAUAUAUAAAUAUUGGUGCAAAAUGAA